This is a messenger RNA of Caenorhabditis remanei, 1422 nucleotides long. RefSeq lists its product as uncharacterized. NCBI's taxonomy places the organism in Eukaryota, Metazoa, Nematoda, Chromadorea, Rhabditida, Rhabditidae. Bases 1 to 1422 code for a protein of 473 amino acids. The record is from RefSeq and is a predicted model, not a curated record. The transcript is spliced from 8 exons.
AUGCCGAAAAAUCGGAAAAUCGAUGGAGAAUUAAUCAACGGUUUUUUCAUGAAGAAAAAAAAGAGUAUUCCAACUCUAAAUGAGACAAUAUACCAUUGUAUCGAGAGAAAUACGAAGUAUAAAUGUCCGGCCGCAUUCGGAGUUAAUGAUUUGACAAAAACUAUUCGAAUCAUCCAGCCGCACAUUAAUCACGAAAUGGACAAACUGUCUAAUUCAGUCAACCUCGCCCGACAAAGUAUUAAAAAAAACGCAAAUUCUGGAAGCCCCCGGGACGUCAUCGACGGUGUAAGAGCUGCGUUCGGAACCGAAACAUCAAUCAUGUUAGGAAGUUAUAAUUCAAAAAGGAGACUUAUUGAUUAUGAAAAAUCGAAUUUGAAUUCUAAUAAAAAAGUCAUGGAUAACGGUGGUAAAAUCAGCGGAUCAUAUUCUGAAACUCUCAGAAAAACACGUUUUUUGGUGUUCGAUGAGGACGUUAAUGGAAAACGAUUCGUAGGAUUUGCGUCGAAUGAAGGAUUGGAAAUUUUGUCCAAUGGAAAUGUUUGUUUUGUGGAUGGAACUUUCGAUUGUGUUCCAAAGGGAUUCACUCAACUCUUCAGCAUGCAUUGCUAUAUUGCUUCCGAUGUAGUCCGCCCCGUGUUUUUCUGUCUUCUGCCAGAUAAACAGAUGUCGACUUAUUCUACUCUGCUACAAUUGAUGAAGAACGUUCCACAGUUGUCAAAUUGGUGUCCCGGAAUGGUGAUUUCAGAUUUCGAGAGUGCCAUUCACUCGGCAUUCAAAGACAAAUUCCCGAAUGUUGAUAUUCAUGGAUGUAUGUUUCACCUGGUUCAAAGCUGGAGACGUCAAGCCGAGAAAUUGAAAGUUUAUCAAGAGUUUAUUGAUGGACCAUAUGAAGAGUUUUGGAAGUUGUUGAAAACUCUGCCGUUUGUACAUGAAUCAGAUAUUCCCGACUAUUUUACUCUGAUUCUGAAUCAUUGUAUGCCGUUAGCUGUUCCAGCAGAAAUGAAAAGUUUCAUAGACUACCUUCUCAACAACUAUAUUGGAGGUGUCGGAUUCAACUCAACGAGAUUUCCGCCAAAAUUAUGGUCCUGCACAGUUCAAACGGCGAGUAAUAUCCAUCGGACUACCAAUACGGUGGAAACCUGGCAUCGACUUCUUCAAUCUGUUGCGACGAUACACAACGGAUUUACAACAAUUAAAAUGUCGGAUCUAGUGACAAAAAUGCAAAAAGAGGAGCGACACACCACGAUGGACUACAACGAAUUAAAAAUUAAUCCGUAUUUUCAAGUGAAUAAGUCUCGAAAGAAUUCAAACAUCAUGAAGGAUGGAAAGUUGAAAAAAGUUGUCGAAAACAUCCCGGAAAUUCCAAGACCUCCACUCAUGGGGAUUGCAUACUUAAAAGCAAUUUUUCAUGCGAAAAAAUAA